GGGCGCUCGGCGGCCGAUGGUGUCGCUGGUGGCACCAGCCGGAGCCGCGCGGCGCCCAGACCCGCGCUUCGCUCCGGAUGCUGCGCGACGACGAGCGGCGGUUGAGGCGGCGGCGGUGGUGGCGGGUCGAGAAGCGGCGCUGAGAGGAGAGAAGCGGCGGCCGCGAAUUCCGUGCCCGGACGCCCAGUGUUCAACUCGACAGUCUUGCGAAGCGCGCAGCGAAAGGCGCACUGCUAGACUAUCUUUUUUUUUAGCUCGAGUUCCCCGCUUCCCUAUUACCUUUCCCGCAUUUCUUUUUUCCGCCGCCAGGCACUUCGAUCAACAUAAGAGUGUUGGCACAACUAAACUUUCUUGUCCCUGUUCAUCUGUUCCAAAUUCGCAAAAAAGGUGUCGUCCAGGAAAAUUAGAGCUGCUGUGUGCUCGCUCCCAGGCCUCCCCAGUUUCGCGCCUGCGUUCCAACUUGAGGCUCAGCAAGGAAGGCUGUGCUACUUGGGAUAAAUGCAUCGAUCGAGUUCAGUGAACUUCGGGUGAAGUUUCCGAAGGCAGUCGUGCGCAUUGUUGGUACAACCGACCGAAAGGUAUCGUGACUUACCCUAACCGUGAGCUUCCUCUCGUGAUUUCUUGGAGGAUAAGCAAAGACUGGACUGCAAUACUUGCCCAAGAGGAAUUUCAACAGUUUCCGAGGGAUCGCUUCUGAGCACCACUUUCAAGGCACUUUUUCUUCCCAGAGGUUAAAGGAUGCCGACAACGUGACAUGGUCCGUUUACGGCUGCGCGGGACGCUGGUCCUGCCGAGAGCCACGUCACGUUGCUGUCUCACGUCAGGAUGGCAUUGGCUAUUAACGUGGAUUUUUCCUCUGCUGAACACGAUGCUGCUUUUGACGCUACCAAUCAGUGCCGAAGAGCCCAAGGAGGAGAUGUGCCCCUCUUGGAACAGAAAGCCUUGGUGCCCCUGCUACGAGUUUGACAGCGACGUAUUUCUCGAGUGCAACUCUGUCACGCCUGACCAGAUACGGAGUACACUACUUGAAAUUCACAGCCCCGUUAAGAUGCUCAGCAUAUACAACUUGCGGUCCAACAUGACCACGCUGCCUGCCGGAUUCUUCGUAAAUAGGACCAUCGCGCGAUUAUUCGUGUCAAAUACCCCGCUGGAGAACGUGGAAGACGGUGUUUUUGAAGGCCUGGAUGAUUUUCUCGAGACGUUAUCAUUAACGCAAAGCAAACUGAAACGUGUUCCCAAAGGAGCGCUGAAAGACCUCAGGUCACUUCGGUCUCUCGAACUCAGCUCAAACAACAUCGGCGCACUUGAAGGCUACGUUUUUUACGGACUUCAGCUAACGAACCUGCAACUUUCAAAAAACAAUAUUACGGAUAUAACAGAAUAUGCGUUCGGAGGGCUCGAGAACAGCCUUGAAGAACUUAAUCUGAUAGACAGUGGCCAAAAAGAGUUCCCAUUAACCGCCCUCAGAAGGCUUCGGAGCCUGAAAGCAUUGAGACUUGCUGAAAACGAAAUCAAAGAUAUACCGGACGAUGGAUUCACAAGAUUCACUGCCCUGCAGCGGCUAGACCUAAGUUCAAAUCGCAUCCGCGAACUCAAUGAGAGAAGCUUUGUGACCAUGCCGCGACUGAACUCUCUUUCGCUUCACAUGAACCAACUGAGUGAUCUAGAUGAUUCGUGCUUCAUCCAUCUUCUAGAGCUGGAAGCACUGGACCUCAGUCAGAACAUCAUCCACACACUGGGUCGCAAAGUCCUGGCGCCCCUAAGAAGGCUACGCACCAUCGAGCUGAGUUCCAAUCACCUGCACAGCAUAGAAAGUGGCACCUUCCGAAACAUGACUCAUCUUCGGGAAGUCCUUCUGACCAACAAUAACAUCCUGAGGAUAACAAAUGACACCUUUUUAAACUCGUCGCAAAUCUCGGCACUUUUCCUCGCGAAUAACGCUAUCACGCAGAUUGAGAUCGCCGCCUUUUAUCCGCUACCGCACUUGUUCCAGCUUCACCUUUCUCACAACCAGCUUCGUUCAAUACACCCAACAAUGUUCAAGAACAACCGGGAACUGCGCUCCCUUUCUCUAGACAGCAAUCUGAUUGCUGACCUGCUUCCAGGGACAUUUCAAGAACUCGUGGAGCUGCGGGACUUGAGACUGGAAAACAACCUGCUUAAGAAAAUACGAAAGGGAGUUUUUUAUUCGUUGCCCAAUUUGCAAGAGCUGCACCUACAGUUCAACCGAAUUGAGACAAUCGAAAAUGAAGCCUUCCAGAGCCUGGCCAAUUUGCAGCACCUCAAUCUUCACGGCAAUCGGCUGACAGACGUAGGCGACAUUCUGAGUCGGUAUCCAUCCAGCCUUCGUUCUCUGAUCCUGACGCAAAACGAAAUUAGCAACAUGCACGCGGACAGCAUGAGUGGUCUAAAUAAAGUGGAUAUUCUGUGGCUAGACUGGAACCGACUCAAGAGGAUCAAGAAGCAAAUAUUCCGUGACCUCAUCGAAGUGGACCGGCUCCACUUGAAUCACAAUGAAAUCAUAGCCAUUGAGGACGGCGCAUUUGAAAGAAUGGUCAAGCUGAGAGCUCUUUACCUCGAGUACAACACACUCAGCCACGUGAACACAGACAUGUUUCGAGGCGCUGAAAGCCUGGAAGAGCUCUACCUAUCGCAUAAUAACAUCAUGGAUAUUGAACCGCAAACGUUUCAGUCACUCAAGAAACUUCGAAUUCUGCACAUGUCGCACAACCAAAUUUACGUUAUAAGAAAGUACAUGUUCGAAGGUCAAAUACCACUACAGGAAUUGUUCCUCACGAGCGUGAUGGCAGAAGACGUUGAAGCUGGAUCGUUCCUUGACCUAUCAGCUCUUACUCAUCUCGACCUUAGCAAUAACAAACUAAUUAGUGCUAGGGUUGAUUUUCUAUACCUGCCUAGCGUCAAACACCUGGACCUUUCGGGUAAUAACCUUACCGGCGUUCACGAUAACAUCUUCUACGGCCUCUCUUCCUUGGAGACUCUAAAAGUCGAGAACACCGAAAUAAGUCCACUCACAAGCAAACUUUUUGAGCCACUUUCGCAACUUAGGAUCUUGAACGUUAAAGGUAAUGCUUUGGAUUCUCUGGAUGGCGCGGAGCUGCGAGGUCUCGUGAAUGUUACGGAACUACAUCUCGACGGCAACAACCUUAAAUCUUUGCCAACGGUUUCUGAGUCGCUCCCAAACUUGCAGUUAUUGUCACUUUCGCAAAACAAGAUAACUUCAAUACCGAGCAACGCCUUCAAGGGAAACAUCGAACUCGUCAAAAUAAACCUUACUGAUAACAUGAUUUCUGAUAUAAGCAAGGGUGGAUUCCGUGGUUUGCCAAACCUCAAGGUGCUGGAUCUCACCGAAAACGCUCUUUUUUCAUUCAAUUCAACAAUUACCGAUGAUCUUGGAACACUUCAGGUGUUGUCUCUCGACAGAAACAAUUUUACAUUCAUUCCGAAUGCGCUCCUAACGUCAAACUUGGACGAACUCACGACGCUAAGCCUAAACCGAAAUCCUCUCAUUAGAUUUCGUGAAGACUUUACCACUGAAGGAAGCCUACCCGCGCUGCACACUUUGAGCAUAGAUCAUGGCAAUAUCUCCAUCAUAGCCUCCAAUGAUUUCUUGGGCUUCCCUUCCCUCUCCACGCUCUCGCUUCGGUACAAUAGUAUCAUAAAAGUGUCGCCCGGUGCCUUCAAGCCUCUGAAAAAGCUCCAGGUGCUCGAUUUGGGACACAACGCCAUUGAAAUAUUGCCUUCGGAACGCUUCCAGGGCAUCGAUCACCUGCAGGUGAUCAACCUCACGCGGAACAACAUCGGCGACGUGACCCGGUUCGGCGCCGACCUACAACAUUUGGAGCAUCUGGACCUGUCAUUCAACAAAGUGGCCCGUCUUCACGAAGGGGUGUUCAGCAGCCUGUACGGCCUGAAAGGGUUAUGGCUGGGCGACAACCAGAUUGGCUGGAUUGCCAUCAAUGCCUUCGCAAACUUGACAGCGCUCGUGAGCCUAGACCUGCGCAACAAUCGGCUCGCCUACCUCUCUAGCUCCGUGCUGCAGCCCAUUGAGGUGCGACUUGGAGAGCUGCUUCUCCAUGGCAACCCGUUUCACUGCGACUGUCGUCUGCUAGGCCUCUGGGAAUGGCUGCAGGACCAUCCGCGCCUGAACACACGGCGACCGAGCUGCGCGCAGCCGGACAAGCUGGCAAACCAGUCUGUCGCCUCGCUGCACCCGGUCGACUUCUGCCCGGCACCCCUGAUGACUUCUGCCGAGGUGCGCCGCCUGGACCACGACCGCCUUCAGCUCGAGUGGGACGUGCAGAACGGGACGCUUAUCGGCGGCUUCCUGGUAACCUACCACGCCACCUCGGAGCCCGCGCCGGCUGCUGGCGCCUCCCUCGAGCCUGGCGUGCGCCGCUAUGAGGUGGACGGGCUGCGAUCCGAGACCUGGUACACUGUGUGCGUCACCGCCACCGGAAAGUACCUGCGCAGCCUCGGUCGUCCCACGCCCUACACGGCCGACGUGGAGCGGCCCUACGACAUGUCCACUAACAACCGCAAGUGUUUACAGGUGCGCACGCUGGCACGCACGGACAGGACGCGCGUGACUCUGUCGACGCUGGGCAUGAUCCUGGGCGGCAGCGUAAGCGCCGUGCUCAUCCUCGUGCUCGCGGUGCUGCUGACGGCGCUCAAGUUCCGCCGGCGACGUAGGCGUCGGCGGCCGGCCAAGGCGCAGGAGGUCCCCCAGGAGUACAUCUCGUACCGACACUUCUCCAUACAAAGCAACGACGGUGUCUACUCCUGACAGCGAGAGCAGCGCCUGGCGCAAGGCGACAUCGUCAUCGAGUGAUUGUGAUGACCGCACUCUCCUCCGCACCGUGCUGUGUGGAAGACAGGAGUGACAGCACCUCCAGGCCGACAAGUGUUGUCCGUUCGCACUGGCGUUUGCGAGGACACAA
Messenger RNA from Dermacentor andersoni, 4958 nucleotides. The record is from RefSeq and is a predicted model, not a curated record. NCBI's taxonomy places the organism in Eukaryota, Metazoa, Arthropoda, Arachnida, Ixodida, Ixodidae.